CCGCUUGAAUCACACAACAACCUCUGCAAUGGCUCCUUCUUCCACUUUCGUCGGCCUACCCGUCAUCCCUCCACAAGACCCAUCGCUCAAUGCAGCAUCACCGAAACCUCGCGGAAUUCGAAAGGUCUUUGAGGCGCGAGAACAAGCCGAGGGAGCUGGCGCCACUGUGCGCCGGUCGAUCGGCACUCCUCAAUUGAAGAACUUCUCGCCGUUCCUGAUGUUGGACCACUUCAAUGUCGCCGUCGGCGCAGGCUUCCCAGAUCAUCCGCACCGAGGACAAGAGACGAUCACUUAUCUGCUUUCCGGAGCAGUCGACCACGAGGACUUUGCUGGCCACAAAGGAACGAUCGAAACCGGCGACUUGCAAUUCAUGACCGCCGGUCGCGGCAUCGUCCACGCCGAAAUGCCUCACGACAACGGCGACGGCAGCAGCAACGUCGGCAUGCAGUUGUGGGUCGACCUGCCCAAACAACUCAAGGACUGCGAGCCGCGCUACCGCGACCUCAAAGCCGCCGAGAUCCCCCAAGCCAAGACCUCCGACGGCAAAGUCCUGGUCAAAGUCAUCAGCGGCCGCAGCGAGGGCGUCGACAGCCUCCAGGAGCUCGCCUACACCCCCGUCUGGCUCCUGGACAUUGAGAUCCAACCCGGCGGGAAGAUCGCGCAGGCGCUCCCGGCCGGCUGGAACAGCUUCGCGUACAUCCUCGAGGGCGCGACGACCUUCGACACCGGCGCGACCAAGCAGGAGGUGCAGCAAUACCACAACACCGUCUUCGAGCAGCAGGGCGACCAGAUCGUCGCCGAGGUCCCGGCCGACGCGGUGCGGAGCUCCCGCUUCAUCCUCGUCUCCGGCAUGCCGCUCGAUCAGCCGGUGGUGCAAUACGGCCCGUUUGUCGUCACGGAUACCUCGCUCGUGUACAAGGCGCUCAGGGAUUACCAGUCGUUUUCGAAUGGGUUUGAACGGGCGAAGGAUUGGCAGAGUGAGAUCGGCAAGACGAUGAUGUGAUGAAUGAACGAGAACGGGUCGACGAUGAUUGAUUUGCCAUUAUGGCCUGAAUUGCUUUUUUUCUUUUGAUAUGAGAGUCUAUAGAUGAGUACCCGGACCAGCACAGUCCGUUAGCAUUGGGUGUUUUACAUUGUUGUACAUAGCAAAAAGAAGAAAUUUGACUCCAUUGUCACAAUUACAAGCGCUC
This is a messenger RNA of Dissoconium aciculare CBS 342.82, 1190 nucleotides long. RefSeq lists its product as uncharacterized. The record is from RefSeq and is a predicted model, not a curated record. The transcript has a single exon. NCBI's taxonomy places the organism in Eukaryota, Fungi, Ascomycota, Dothideomycetes, Mycosphaerellales, Dissoconiaceae. Bases 29 to 1003 code for a protein of 324 amino acids.